Messenger RNA from Lathyrus sativus (Indian pea), 1158 nucleotides. NCBI's taxonomy places the organism in Eukaryota, Viridiplantae, Streptophyta, Magnoliopsida, Fabales, Fabaceae. The record is from the annotation of a GenBank genome assembly.
AUGUCGUUUCCGUGUGACUAUUGCGACACGAGAAGCGCGGUUCUAUAUUGCAGACCGGACUCCGCGAAACUAUGCUUAGUUUGCGACCAGCACGUGCACUCUGCCAACGCACUCGCGCUCAAGCACGUGCGGUAUCAGAUUUGUCAAAACUGCCAAAACGACGCCGCUUCGGUUCGUUGCUUCACCGAUAACCUAGUUCAAUGCCUCCGCUGCGAUUGGGACGCUCACGGCGGCGACUCCUCUUCUUCUUCUUCCCAUCACCAUAACCACAACCGCCGCCGUCUCGACGGUCUCACCGGAUGUCCUUCCGUUCACGAGAUUGUCGUUGCGUUAGGGCUUGAUUUGAAGCCGAACGACGCGGUUUUUGUGACGGAUUUUGAAGGUCCUGUUGUUCCUGUUGUUCAGAAUAGAGAUGAGUUGUACGAACAAGUGGCGGAAGUUGCAAAGAGAAAGAGGAAUUUGGAACCUGAAAAUGAUUGUAGAUUCAGUGAUUGUAGCAAUGAAGUUGAUGAUUUGUUGUUGCUUCAGCAAACUCCGUUUACCUCUUUGCUCAAUUUUUCAUCGGAAUUUGAUGUCGGUGAUAAGAAAAGUAGUAACGAUUAUGGAAAUGAAUCUGGUGUUCUUCUCUGGAAUCGUAACCCUACUUAUCAGCCUCCUCAGGUCUGGGAUUUUCAAUUACAGAAAUCUAGAGAUAUGACAUAUGAUGGUGUAGAAGUAGUUCCAAAAUCAUUGCAGGAUGUGCAUAAUAAGAAUUACUCAACAUUUGGUGAUGAUUUUCUAUCUAGAAAUAAUCAUUCGGAUCAGUCAUCAUCAAGUCAUGUGAAGAAGAAAGUAGAAAGCAACAAGAAAACUAGGGAUGGGUUACCAACUGAGUCUAAAUUAGUUGAAUCCUUAACAUACAGUAGUGCUGCCGAUAAUGUACCUGUUAUGGAGUAUCUUUUGAGUGGGGGUGAAAAUGUUAGCAACAUAAAUGGCAAGGUUAGCUUGGAAGAGCAAGCAAGGAAUAGAGGGGAUGCCAUGUUACGCUAUAAGGAGAAGAAGAAAACUCGAAGGUUUGACAAACACAUUCGAUAUGAAUCAAGGAAGGCUAGGGCCGAUACGAGAAAGAGAGUGAGAGGGAGAUUUGUUAAGGCAGGUGAUGAUGAUGUUCAAGGAUGA